This is a messenger RNA of Nerophis lumbriciformis (worm pipefish), 681 nucleotides long. NCBI's taxonomy places the organism in Eukaryota, Metazoa, Chordata, Actinopteri, Syngnathiformes, Syngnathidae. The record is from RefSeq and is a predicted model, not a curated record.
AUGGAUUUGCUUUGGAUUGUGGGUUUGCUGGUGUGCGUGUGCGCCCGCUUGGCUUCGUCCGAACGCCACAGCGUCUUCUGGAACGGCACAAAUCAAAAGUUUUUAUGGGACGAUUACGCCGUGGAGGUGAGGCUAAAUGACUACCUGGAUAUCGUGUGCCCACAUUACCCGCAAGGCGAGGUGCCCCUUCUGGACGCCGAGCGCUACGUACUGUACAUGGUGGAGCGCGAGGACUACGAGUCGUGCAAACCGCAGUCGUACGACCAGAUGCGCUGGGAGUGCGGCCACCCUUUCGCGCCGCACGGGCCUGAGAAGUUCUCCGAGAAAUUCCAACGCUUCACGCCGUUUACCCUCGGGAAAGAGUUUCGCCAAGGGGAAAGCUACUAUUAUAUCUCUAAACCUUUACACCAUCACGGAGAAGAGUGCCUGCGGUUAAGGGUGGACGUCGUCGCGGCCGACGGCUCUCAGGAGGCCAGAGUGGCCAAAGGAGGCUCGGCUGGGGACACCGUGGGAGCAGGGGGUGGGGUUCACAACCCGUCUAACAGACUGCCUGCAGCAGACGACCCGGUGGUUGGCCUCCCCGAGGUGCGAAAAAGCGUGCGGACCAACUCUGCGUCGUCGACAUCGCUCUCUAUCCUGUCAUUGCUCGUCCCGUUACUGCUACUGCUCUUGUUGCACUGA